Molecule: messenger RNA, 1868 nt
Organism: Chaetomium fimeti
Lineage: Eukaryota; Fungi; Ascomycota; Sordariomycetes; Sordariales; Chaetomiaceae
Exons: 5
Coding region: 205-1698 (497 amino acids)
Biological process (GO): actin filament organization; actin cortical patch localization; endocytosis
Cellular component (GO): actin cortical patch
Molecular function (GO): ubiquitin binding; phosphatidylinositol binding
Source: RefSeq, a predicted model, not a curated record
AAACCGCGGGAACCACGGAUUGUUGGCAAUUCGCGACAAAAUCAAACGAAAUAAUCACCUUUGCGGUAUUCGGGCUGUCCCCAUUUGGCCACCUCUCGAGUCUUCCCCCCGCAACCCCCAGCCGACAUUUACGCACGACUUGCAUCGAGUUAUCGAGUUGAAGUCGGCAGCACUUUUGUGCGCUAAGCUGUCGCAUUCGACAAGAUGGGGGGUUUCAGUAUGAACAAGGUGCUGGGCAACCUAAAGAAACGACAGACAUUUGGUGGAAGCAGCGCCGACGACGCACCAAACGCACCAAUCGAUCCCGCAAACGAUACCCCCGAUGCCAUUGCCACGCGCUGUGUGAAACAAUUCUGUCUGUCCGUGGGAAGCUCGUCGGGAGACGAUGUGAUAUUCCUUCCCUCGAUCGUCGAGGCCACCGUUGCCUCUCCGGCUGCCGCUGCCGAGUCCGCCCGCCUGAUCCGCAAGUUCUUGCAACGAGAUUACUGGUCAAAACCAUCAUGUCAAUACAACGCCAUCAUGUUGGUCCGGAUCCUCGCCGACAACCCGGGCCCGGGCUUCACAAAGUUUAUGGAUAAGAAAUUCAUCGACGCCACCAAGGAGUUGCUCAGAUCGGGGAAGGACGGGAGCGUGCGCCAGAUCCUGAUGGAAACGCUGGACUCGUUCGAGACCAACAAAAGCCUUGACGAAGGGCUAGCCCCGAUGAUUGAGAUGUGGAAGAAAGAGAAGGAGAAGGCUUACAAGACCUUUGGGGGAAUGCCUGCUGGGCCAGUCCAGCCACCGCCGAUGAUGGCGCCGGGUUUCAACCCAUACCCGCAGCAUCAACCGCAGGCUUUCUAUCCUCGACCAAGCCACAGCAAACGUCUUCCGGACCCAAUCGAGCUCACGAACCGGUUAGAAGAAGCGCGGUCGUCAGCCAAACUUCUCGAACAGGUCGUCGCGUGCACCCCUGCCGCCGAAUUUCUCCAAAACGACUUGAUCAAGGAGUUCGCCGACCGGUGUUCGAGCGCCUCCCGCAGUAUACAGGGGUACAUGGCGGCCGAGAACCCCGGGCCGGACAACGACACGAUGGAGAGCCUCAUCGACACCAACGAGCAGCUGCAGCAGGCACUGAACCACCACCGCCGCGCCCUGCUCCAAGCCAAGAAGCAGCUUGGCCUGGGAGACGGGCGGUCCAGCACCUCGAGCCCAGCGCCGCACCUCCCAUCACCAGUCGACCAGCCCGGCGCCGCCGUACCGCCCGUCCCGGCCAGGAAAGCAGUCGGCGGGUCCGGGGGCGGGGGCAACGGCAAGGGCAAAGCCCACCUCGAAGCGCACGACCACGGCGGCAGCAGCAGCAGCGCGGCCAUCGCCGGCCCGUCGCGCUCCGCGAGCGGCACGCCCCGCGCCCACGACACCGACGACGACGACGGCCAGGACCCCUUCCGGGACCCGCCGACCGAGUCCCACUACACGGCAGCCGCCGCCGCCGCCGCCGGUGGCUCCUCGUCCCGGCCGGGCGCCGGCAGCGCGCUGGGCGAGAACGGCCCGCCGCGCCUGUCCUUCGAGCCGUUCCAUCCCGGCUUUGGCGGCGGCCCGUCCUCGGCUGCGGCGGGUGAGCGGGGGAGAGCGGAGCCCGUCACGCCCGUGUCGGAUGACGGGACAGACCUGUACAAGGCGACGCCGAAACAGGACGGAGGGCCUGUUUAUCGGUAUUAGAGGUCUUGGGUACUUGUGGUGUGUGGGUUGGUUUUGCUUUGUGUGGUUAUCCGAUCGUUGAUUUAUGUCCUGGGUGUCUUAUGGCUGGGAAAUGCGGCUCUGUUGGUGUUUUGUGUUGAGCCUAGACGGCAGGCCUCUCGUUUGCGUUGCUCUUUUUUUGCGUGUUUACA